CGAAACAGCAACAACAACAAUAACAAAAGCAACAAUUUGCAAUUACAAUAAUUUAGCGUAAGGCAACGUGCGUAAUCCAUUUGGGUGUGCGUGCACUGAGAACAGGCAAAAUUAUGCAAAAAACAAGCACCGCCAAAGGCAGCAGCAACGGCAACAGCAACAGAAACUACAACAGCAACAGCAAUAGCAGCAGUCGCAGACCCCAUAUAAAAAUAGCGCAAAAAGCAACGUGUUGAACACGUCUAAAUGAAAAUCAAUUUUCAAAAACCAAGUCAACGAAGACUAUUAAAAUAAGGAAAAAAAAUAGCAGACACUACAGCGAAACAGAGAAACCGAGAAAUAAGGGAAAUUUGCAAAAAUGGCAGCCGCCGUACGACAUCAUCAGUAUUUCAGCCUUCGCUGGAAUAACUAUCAGAAUACCAUGACUUCAGUGUUUCAACAGUUACGCGAGGAUUUAUCCUUUGUCGAUGUGACCUUGUCCUGUGAACAUGGUUCACUCAAGGCUCACAAGGUUGUCCUGUCCGCCUGUUCGACAUAUUUUCAAAAAUUGCUGCUCGAAAAUCCAUGCAAGCAUCCAACAAUAAUAUUACCUGCCGAUAUCAUCUUUACCGACUUAAAAACCAUCAUUGAUUUUGUUUAUCGAGGUGAAAUUGAUGUUACCGAAUCAGAAUUACAGGGUCUGCUACGUACCGCCGAACAAUUGAAAAUCAAAGGACUCUGUGAGACAGCUGAAAAUGCAGAUGAUUUAAAUGAUGCGGCAACUGCCACAAUAACAGUAUCCGAAAAUAUACAACAAUCAGUUGUUGGUAAUAUAGUUAAUGCCACUAUAGUACCCGGAGGAGCCAAUUCACCCACCGCAAUUGAACAGUCUCAGCAUCAGCAUCAGCAACAUCAUCAUCAUCAGCAGCAGCAGCAACAGGAGCAGCAACAGCAGCAACAUCAUCAGCAACAACAACAGCAGCAGCAGCACCAACAUCAGGUACAAAAUCAAAGUCAUCAGCAGGAGUUAAGCUCAGCCUUUGGUCCAUUGGGCGGGCAAUUGUUAAGUACGAAUAGUUCGGUGAAUGGUGAGCCGGCAUCAAGAAAAACUCGUCCAAAACGUUCCAAAUCACCGGAUCAACAACAGCAACAACAGGAACACCAUCAGCAACAGCAGCAGACAAUUUUAAUUCAGGGACAAAAUCAAACAUCAAUUGUUAGUUUACAUCAAACAGUCGAUGGAAAUUAUAUACCCGUGAAUGCCACUGGGCCGGGUGACGAAUCGGACGUGGAUAACGAUCACGAACUUGAUCACGUGCAUGAGCACGAACACGAACACGAUCACGUGCACGACGAGGACGACGACGAAGACGUGCAUGAGAGUAAACCAAAUAAGAUUUGUAAAACAGAACAAUCACUUGUCUCGCCAACAUCAAAUUCGUCCCAUACGCCAUCGACACAUCAUCAUCAUCAUCAACAACAUCAUCAACAACAUCAACAACACCAUCAACAUCAACAACAAAAUGCUGCGGCGUCAACAGCAGCUGGAGGAGGCGUGGUGAGCGGCAACAACGGCACCAGCAACAGCGGCUUAACAACAACAUCAUCAGCAGCAGCAGCAGCAGCAGCAUCAGCAGGAGCAACAACAGCAGCAACAUCGGCAUCAUCAUCCGCAGGAGGAGGCGGUGGUGGUCAAGCAGCAAUUGUCACACAAAUUGUAGUAGCGCGCGACGGAAAAGAUACAAAAAAUAUGACUAGUUUAGGCAUGGGAUUGAAUGGCGGCCUAUUGGGCGUACCCAUGGGAUUUCUGGACUUUACACCCGAACCACCAGCACCAUCAGCCACACCAGUCACUGUAACGGAACAUGUCGAUAUCUCCUGCAAUCCAAGCACAGAUACGCGAGAUCUAUCAAAUCCCACCGAACCGCUUGACAUUGACAAUCAUUUGGCGCAACAAAUCCAUCGGCUCGAUCAAUCUCCCAUGCAUUCAAUAGCCCAUCAUCAUACGGGCGAUGAGAGUAAUUCGAAUUUGGUGCAAGUGCAGCAUAUAAAAAGUGAAGUAAUUGAGGCGAAACAUUUAUCGCUUGCUGCACAGCAUCAGCAACAGCAGCAGCAGCAACAUCAGCAGCAUCAGCAACAACAGCAACAACAACAUCAGCAGCAUGCCCAUGUCCAGGCCCAACAGCAUGCUGCCGCUGCAGCUGCCGCCGCAGCCGCUCAUCAGCAGCAGCAGCAACAACAACAACAACAGCAGCAGCAACAGCAACAACAACAGCAGCAUCUACAUGCGCAACAAUUGUUGGCCCAACAACAACAACAGCAGCAGCAACAACAACAUCAGCAGCAGCAACAACAACAAGCGGCGGCGGCAGCAGCAGCUGCAGCAGCUUCUGGGGUGCAUGCACAGCAUGGUGGACAUGUGACGCAUGCGGAUAUUGGUGGGGCAACUGUCAUGGAGAUUGAUCCGAGCCAGAUAAAGCAUGAACCGGGCAUGAUAAUAACGCCAGAGAUUGUCAAUAUGAUGUCGUCCGGUCAUAUGGAUAUGUACAAUUCAGAUACCAGCGAGGAUUCCAUGAUGAUUGCCAAUGGCUCACCGCACGAUCAAAAGGAGCCGCACUAUACGAAUUUGGAUCAGAAACACGGAAUACUUGGCGGCAGCGGAAUUUGCGGUCCGGGUGGUGCUGGUGGUGGUGGUGGUAGUGGUGGUAAUGGUGGUGGUGUGGCUGGUGGCGUUGCUGGCGAGAAAGGUCAGUUUAAUGGUCCCAAAGCUUGGACACAAGAUGAUAUGAAUUCAGCUUUAGAUGCAUUAAAGAAUCAAAACAUGAGCCUGACGAAAGCAUCCGCCAUAUAUGGUAUACCAUCGACCACCCUAUGGCAACGUGCUCAUCGCCUGGGCAUCGAAACGCCCAAGAAGGAGGGCGGCACAAAAUCAUGGAACGAGGAUGCAUUACAAAAUGCCUUGGAGGCAUUACGUGCGGGUCAAAUAUCCGCCAAUAAGGCAUCGAAAGCCUUUGGUAUACCCUCAUCGACAUUGUACAAAAUUGCCCGACGUGAGGGCAUCAGAUUGGCAGCACCAUUCAAUGCCGCACCAACAACAUGGACGCCGGAGGAUUUGGAACGGGCAUUGGUGGCAAUUCGAGCGGGUAAUACAUCGGUGCAAAAAGCAAGUGCCGAAUUUGGCAUACCAACAGGCACACUUUAUGGACGCUGCAAACGCGAAGGGAUUGAAUUGUCGCGUUCAAAUCCUACACCCUGGUCUGAGGAUGCCAUGAAUGAGGCCCUGAAUUCAGUUCGUGUUGGCCAAAUGUCAAUCAAUCAGGCGGCCAUUCAUUAUAACCUGCCCUAUAGUUCACUCUAUGGGCGCUUUAAGCGUGGCAAAUACGAUGUUGUGGCCAAUACCAGCGGAGUUUCGCUAUUGAAUACCUCAGGCAACACAACUGGAAGCAUUGAGAUUAUUGAGCAUAGUCAGGAGAAUUCGUUGCAUAUGUUGCAGCAACAGUUUCCAUACAGUCCGUCACCGCAUCCACCAACGCCACAGCAUCAUAGUACACCGCAACAGCAUCACAGCAGCUCCCAGCAAGGACCGCCAACGCCACAGCAUAUGCAGCAGCAGCAGCAACAGCAUGUGGUCCAUAUGCAGUCGCCACAUCAGGGUCAUAUGGCAACGGGUCAUAUGCAACAGGAUGUGGUUACCUCAAGUAGCCAAGUGGUGCACGGCCAGCCGCAGCAGCUUCAACAGAUCUAUCAGCAUCAUGGUACGCCGGAGCGUAGUUGAGAAUCACUGCAUGCUGCUUCAUUAAUGGGCAGCAGCGGCAGCGGAGGAGUAGGAGGUGGUGGAGUAGGAGGAGGAGGAGGAGGAGGAGGUGGGCCUGGUGUAUUAACGGGUAUCAGCACUACACCCUUUGCUAGCAUAUCAGCAUUGGUUAGCGGUGGAUCAGGAGCACCAUCACCUCAUCAUCCACCACCACCGUCAACAUCAGCUUCAACUGGCACUAGCAAACGAAAGAAAGCAGCUAAACAAAAGCGUUGAGUGGAACCGGAAUAUCUAAAACCGGAACUACUACUAGUAGACAACGUUGAGGACGAUGACGACGACGAUGACGCAGCCAUUGCCGCCGUGGCCAAGCCGGCGGACAUCAAGUUUAGAUUCAAUUCAAAGCAUUGGAAGCGUAAACUUAAACAAUUCCAUACGCGGUUGUCCGUAGGCAGGCAGUGGGCCAAACCCAAACCCAACUAGAUAACAGAAACAUUAAAUUACACAAGUUUGGAAUGUGUAUAAAAA
Messenger RNA from Drosophila willistoni, 4261 nucleotides. RefSeq names its product broad-complex core protein isoforms 1/2/3/4/5 (gene psq). The transcript is spliced from 10 exons. Gene Ontology annotation, biological process: regulation of transcription by RNA polymerase II. The coding region runs from base 359 to 3754 and encodes 1131 amino acids. Lineage: Eukaryota; Metazoa; Arthropoda; Insecta; Diptera; Drosophilidae. Gene Ontology annotation, cellular component: nucleus. Gene Ontology annotation, molecular function: protein binding; DNA binding. The record is from RefSeq and is a predicted model, not a curated record.